Messenger RNA from Penicillium taxi, 663 nucleotides. RefSeq lists its product as uncharacterized. NCBI's taxonomy places the organism in Eukaryota, Fungi, Ascomycota, Eurotiomycetes, Eurotiales, Aspergillaceae. The transcript has 4 exons. Bases 1 to 663 code for a protein of 220 amino acids. The record is from RefSeq and is a predicted model, not a curated record.
AUGUGUCCUCUAAGGGCUGCUGCGUCUGGUGUCUUGUGCUAUCACGUGAUUUAUGCUCGACUGCCUAACAUGGAAUCCUAUUUCAGUGAUGAUAUUAAUACUGAUGAACUGGGGCUCAAUGAUGACGACGACAAUUCCCUUCCGCCAAUAGAUCAAACCCUUAGAGAGAGAUUUACUGCUGUGGAGGAUGUCACUCCUAUUGGGGAACCUAAGAUUCUGAUUCCGCUUUCAAACAAACCAACGGGUGGUCUUUCAGUCUUAGAAUUUGAACACGUUGCUGAGCUACCUGACUAUCCUAGGUCACAUCUACAAGGCUAUGCUUAUAUGAUUGAUCUGAAGGGUAUUGCAGAAGAUGAUGUCUCUAAUCGACUUAAAGCACACCAAUAUGGUCAUUAUCGCCAUGGUGGGAGCCAUAAUAUCUAUAGCCCUGUCCUUGGCUGUGAUGUUAAAAAACGAUAUAUGCGGUGCUCUGGGGUUAAAAAGUGUAUUAGAGAGUACGAACAACAACUCGAAGAAUACGAAACCCUAUCGAAGCGCCGCCGGAAGGCCGCCGACCGACCCUCGUCCCAAUCAGGAUCAGAUUCAGAACGAGAACUAAAGGGACUCCGCGAGAUCAAGUUUAAAGAUAUCGAUAAUUUUACCCUUGAUUUCAGUCUUCAAUAA